GAUCCAUGCGCUGGUUCUCAUCAUGAUCCGGGACAGAGCGGGUGAUUUUUGCGCAUUUGUUUGGCGAUGAUUGCCGUCUGAAUUUCCAGUUUCGAGUGAAGUCGGCGAGACUUUGUGGGAAAGAUCAUUUUGUAGAAUUAAAAACAACUCAGUUUUCUGUGGAUCGGAAAUCAAUCCAGAGGUGUGACACCUGGGCGUCCGCACGAAGCUUCAAAAGUACAGCGCAGACUCUGGAAUAUACGAUUAGAUGAUUCUCAGAGGACAGAAGACGAGCUGCACAUAAAUCUACAAGAUGUUCAGCAGGGGCUGUGGACUGGAGUUCCUGCUGGUUCUCUUUGGAUUGGAGUUUUCCUGGUCCUGUCCUCGCUACUGUAUCUGCUACACUGCACCCAGCACCGUCUCCUGCCAAGCCCACAACUUCUUGUCAGUCCCCGAAGGCAUUCCUCCUGACAGCGAGCGCAUCUUCUUACAGAACAAUAAGAUCCAUCGCCUACUUCGUGGCCACUUCAGCACCAAUACGGUCACUCUGUGGAUCUACUCCAAUAACAUCUCCUACAUCGAGCCGUCCACCUUCCAAGGAUUCAGACUGCUCGAGGAGCUGGAUUUGGGAGAUAACCGCCACUUGCGCACCUUGGCUGAAGACACUUUUCACGGACUGGUUCGGCUCAACGCGCUGCACCUCUAUCGUUGUGGACUCAGUUCCCUUCCUAAUAACAUCUUCCAAGGCCUCAGAAACCUACAGUAUCUCUACCUACAGGAUAAUCACCUGAAGUUCCUGCAGGAUGACACUUUUGGGGAUCUGCACAAUCUGAGCCAUCUUUUCUUGCAUGGAAACCGUCUGUGGAGCCUUCAUCAGAACACCUUCAGGGGCCUUCGGGCUUUGGACCGUUUGCUUCUCCACCAGAACCAGGUCCAGUGGGUCGACCGCCUGGCCUUCCAUGAUCUGAAACGUCUCACCACUCUGUUCCUGUUCAACAACUCACUGAUAGAGCUUUCCGGCAACUGCCUGGACACUCUGCCUGCCCUGGAAUACCUGCGCCUCAACAGCAACCCCUGGUCAUGUGAUUGCAAGGCCCUGUCGCUAUGGGAAUGGCUGAAACACUUUCGAGGAUCAACAUCAACUGUGGAUUGCCAUACACCAAUUAAUAUGGUUGGGAAGGACCUCAAGCAGCUGCAGAAAGAGGACUUCACCAACUGCUCACCAACUGUACCAAAUUCUGAGUCCAGGGCCCAGAGUAAGACUAACAAUUUGUCUGGCACGGUGAACCCGUCUGUAAAUGGAAGUGUGGCCAUGGGGUCUGGAGGGCAGACUCACAUAGUGUACCCCUCGAGGCCUGGUCGCUCUCGGAACUGCACAAAGCCCCGUAACCGGGGAAGCAAAGGAAAAGGCCACAAUGAGGUUCACCAGUCAAAGGAGGUCAUGGCGGAAAAGGAUGAUUCUUCACCAGAUUUUACAGAUGGGGGCAAACACGAUCACACGUCCCCCAAUGGCGCCGUCACACGGCGGAAGCACAAGUGCACUCCUCGGACCACUGUUCGCCCCCCCAGUGGGGUUCAGCAAGCCAACAACAGGGCAAACCUGUCCCGGUCCUUACCAUACCCCUCUGCCCUCUUGGUGGUCUUGGUAACAACAAACAUUUUUCGUUGACCUACAGCGUAUUGAAUGCUAAUCACAAAAACUAAUCCCUCAGACGCUCUCUUGCUCCUGCACUUCCAGGCCAUUGUGUCUUUCAUAUGUGAGUGUGUGAUUAUAGGUGUAAAUGUCGUGUAGGAGCUUUACUCUUCAGAUCGGAACAGAAGAACUCACAGCACAAAUAUUGAAGAAUCCGAGAGAUGUUAAUGCAGACCAAGCUUGCACUGCCACUUAGGCCAGUAUGAUUUUAUCUCCAGGUGUGUUAGUGUAAUAACUUGUGUGUUUUGCUGCUGAAGUAGAAUAGAGCAAACAUUAGCAAUUGGCUUUGAGAUGGGGAGGCUUUUCCGUUCAGGCGGGUACAGACACCGCAGCAGUAAAGCCUCCGCCGUCAGCUUGAUCUCAGUCGCUUUUGCUAAAAUUGUUUUUGUGCUGCUUUUUUUUUGGUUUGCUGACAUUGGUCCACGCAGAUGAGGAAGGAAACUGUAUGCACGGCAAUAAACUCUUACUCGGUAUCAGACCUCGGAAUGUGCCAUCGCUGUAACUAAGAAGAAUGGAAAUCUAUAGCCACACGUUUUACGGCCAUACACAGGGAACCUGAAGUCACAACAAUCAGAACAACUUUCACGCUGCUUCGUUUCUUUGUCUGUUUGUCUGUGCAAAUGAAUAUUAAGCUUCUAAUUAUUAUUUGGGGAGUGGGGAGUUGAUUUGCUUGGAAAGCAGCGUGCGUUUCUCUGAAAGAUCAAGCUGUGGAUAUUGAAGAGUCUGUCUACGUAUAUCUUGUCAGAUGUUGUUCUUCAUUUGAUUGUUUUUUUAAUUAUUAAACGGACCUAAAGAUGGAUCCCUGCUGCGGGGCCAGCAGUGCGAGCCGGAGCCUUAGAGGUUGAGGGUUAAAUGGGGCCUUCUCAGUUUCCCGGUGAGGUCACGUUGGACCGACCCGUGUGGUGUCCUUUCAUCCAUCCUCACUGAGAACAUGAGGAGCACAUUUUUUUUUCUUAAUGACUUCAAAGGAAUACAAGAAUGACACUUAGAAAAAAAUGUGUGUGUACCUUAAAAAACUGAUUAAUAACUGAUUUAAAAAAACACUUUGGAUGGAGCAUGAGAGAACAUGCAGAGAAGAUUAUGGAUCCUCGUCUUUACUGACUGAUGUGAUUGUCCAAGGCGGCAGGUGCGAACAUCCAGACAAUCACUUCUGAACAACAACUGGACAGUUACUGGACGUCGUGCUGCAUCUCUGGAGCAUUGGUGCCUCCUUUAAAACUCGAAUGAUAAAAUGGUGUUUGUAUCAGUGACGUGAACUGUACCAGUGACCGUGCUGGGAGUAAUUAUUUACUGUAUUACAAUGAGGAAAAAGAAAAAACAACAAAAAUAAAACAGUAUCACUGAUGAUAACAGGGUUUAUGCUCCUAUCAGGAGUCCAUUGGGUUUUUUUUCUGGUGAUUGGUUUAUUCACAUAUUUUCAGGAAACAUUUUUCAAACCUUGAUUUUGUUCAUUCACACUCCCUCACCUGCCUCCUUAUUCUAAUGAAUGCCUCGUCAUCUUAUUUUUGUUGUUGUUGUUGUUGUUGCCAUAAUUCAGUUGUUGUACGAGUUAUCAUCAAAGAACAACAGUACAAAAUGUUUAUAAAGAUAUUAAAAUCUAUAUCUUCUUAUGUCUA
Messenger RNA from Thalassophryne amazonica, 3288 nucleotides. RefSeq names its product reticulon 4 receptor-like 1b (gene rtn4rl1b). Lineage: Eukaryota; Metazoa; Chordata; Actinopteri; Batrachoidiformes; Batrachoididae. The record is from RefSeq and is a predicted model, not a curated record. Gene Ontology annotation, cellular component: plasma membrane. The transcript has 3 exons. The coding region runs from base 293 to 1648 and encodes 451 amino acids. Gene Ontology annotation, molecular function: protein binding.